AUGAAAGCGGAUAGCGAACACAACUCUAUUCUUGGCAAGGGACGGGACAGUGUUCGUUUGGUCUCAAAUGACGAGUUUGGUGACGGCGUCUACAUCUUUGACAUCAAUCACAUGCCAUGGCCUGCUGCUUGGACGACUGCAACAAAGAACUGGCCCUAUUCGGGUGAAAUAGACGUGCUCGAAGGUGCCAAUGCAAACUCCAACAGCUCCAUCGCCAACCUGCGUACUCUUGGUCUCAUCACUGCCAACUCCGCUCUCGCCAACAUGGGCUCCACUCCUGGCAAUACAUCCUACUCUGGUCAAAAUGCUGUCUCGCUACACACCGCUCCCAACUGCCCUCUCAAGGAUAGACCAACAGGCACGAUGACUGGGUUAGUCGGCCAGAGUGAUUGCAGUGGUUUGUCGAACGGCAAUUCUGGUUGUGGCGUCAUUGUUCCUGGGAAGAGUUUCGGUGGUGAUUUCAAUACCAAUGGUGGCGGUAUUUAUGCCAUGUAUAGGAAUCUACACAACUCCAGCAUGGUUCAGACCUGGUUCUGGCCCAGAGAUGUUGCUCCACCAGCAGAUGUGGCUAAUGUCUCCUCCGCUACGGUCGAUCCAUCAACGUGGGGCACACCCGUUGCUUCAUUCACAUUCCAAACCCCCGGCUGUGGAGGACAAUUCCACAAGCACGUAAUCGUUCUAAACAUUGAUUUCUGCGGUGACUAUGCUACGGCGACAUACGCGGCCAAUGGUUGCCCAGGAGAAUGCGAGGCAUUUGUCAAGUACAAUCCUCAAGCUUUCACUGAAGCGUUCUUUGAAUUCCGAUCAGUACGAUUUUAUGGUAAUUCGGCAUUCGCCUCCUUCCAACCAUCCUG
Acaulospora colombiana is the source of this 854-nucleotide messenger RNA. The record is from the annotation of a GenBank genome assembly. NCBI's taxonomy places the organism in Eukaryota, Fungi, Glomeromycota, Glomeromycetes, Diversisporales, Acaulosporaceae.